Messenger RNA from Doryrhamphus excisus (bluestripe pipefish), 6154 nucleotides. The record is from RefSeq and is a predicted model, not a curated record. Lineage: Eukaryota; Metazoa; Chordata; Actinopteri; Syngnathiformes; Syngnathidae.
CUGAAGCUUCCACAGUCUUUGGCUGCUGCUCGUCUCCCGCCACGUGCAUGCUGCCAUUGUUCCUCUGCUUUCUGGCUUUUAAGCAUAUGGCCAACACUCAAGUAGUCCACCAGACGUGAAUUCCAUCACAUCAUUGGGUGCAGAGUGUGCAACUUGCAGUUAUUGCAUGUGUAAGUGUGUGUGUGAAUGACAACCACAAUGACUUUAGCACAAAAGGCUGGAGGCUGCAUUCAUUCAAGAGCAACACUUAUGGUACCGGAGCUGGAGUGAGCCGACUUUUUAGGAAGACUGGACUGUAACCUGAACCCAAGAUAGUGAGCGAGAGAGAGAGAGACUGAGAGAAGUGAGAAAGAGAGAGAGAAAAUUGGAAAGGAAGGGGGCGGGAAGCAUUAAAGGAGUUUGAGAUGGUGAUGUCAGCCGAGUUCAGAAAGUAAACAGAGUUCCAGACUACAGCAUGCUGUUUGCCGAUACAGGACUACAGCCGGGGCAAACCUAUGGGGGCUCCCACGCAAUCCCCUGGACCAGCGCAAUUAUCAGUGGGAGGGAAGGCUGGUUCCUCUUCAUUUCCCUUCUCAUCUUCAUCUUCGUACCUCAAGGGACAUCCUGGCCUUACAAUUACAGGUAUUUGUACAACCACUGCCCAGGACCAGAGUGGAACUCUAUGUGUACGGGCUGCUGUGAGUACGACGUGAUCCGCUGCAAAUGCCCCCUGCAGGGGACUUCGGUGGGCUAUUCCGUGCCCUGCUGCCGCAACGCCAUCAACGAGUGCGACCCCUGCAUCAUCCAUCCCGGUUGCAGCAUAUUCGAGAACUGUAAGCGGUGCAACAAUGGAACAUGGGGUCCCAAAGAUGACUUCUUCGUCAGGGGCCAGUACUGUGCUGAGUGCCGUCCUGGAUGGUCUGGUGGGGAUUGCAUGAAGUGUGGUGGGGUGAUCCACAAACGUCAAGGCCACUUGGUGCUGGAGAGCUACCCAAACAAUGCUCGCUGUGAGUGGACGAUACAGGUGGAUCAGCCGUUUACGAUAGAACUCAGGUUCAUGAUGCUGAGUUUGGAGUCGCAUCCUUCUUGUCGCUAUGACUACGUGGAAGUCCGAGACGGAAACAGCAUCAACUCUCGUGUUAUAGCUCGGUUGUGUGGAAACAACAGAGCUGCUCCCAUUCAGAGUUCUGGCAACAGCCUACACAUUCUUUUCGAGUCGGAUGGGUACAAGAAUUUUGAUGGUUUCUUUGCAACAUUCCAGGAGAGCUCAGCUUGCAGCUCCUCUCCUUGUUUACACGAUGGAACUUGCAUCCUCGAUACCUCUUAUGCGUAUCGCUGUGCCUGUCUGGCUGGCUAUACAGGCAAGAGGUGUGAAAAUGUGGUCGGAUGCCACAGGCCUCCUGUGCCCACCCAUGGAUCCACACAGGGAGUGUUUCAUCACUCAGGGGCGCGCGUCACUUUCCACUGUGAUUCAGGCUUUGAGUUACAAGGGUUUCGUACCGCCAUCUGCUUGACUGAUGGCACCUGGAGUGCGCCUGCCCCACGUUGUGUUCCAGUGGAAAGAGUUUGUGCUCUUCCACCAAAGCCAACACACGGGGACCACUUCUUGGUUUAUGGACCCAAUGAUGUUUUAAUCGCUCUCCAGUACCUUUGCCACCAGCCCUAUGAACUCAGUGGAGUCUCUCAGAGAACCUGCCUUCCUAACAACACAUGGAGUGGAAGUCCUCCCGUUUGUUUGAAAGUGAAUAACACACUCACACAAGCAGAAAAGGAAGGCAAAGACACUGGAAGGGAGACAGGAAAAGACAAAGACAAAGAAAUACACGGUGAUAAAGAUGUCAGCAAAGACAGUAAAAGUGUAGAAAAAGAAAGUGAUCACAGAAAUACAACAGCAGAAGACAAAGACACUGGUAAUCUUCCAGGGAAAACUGGGGCUGAGGAUCAGAACCAAGAGGAAAAAAAUAAUGGAUUGAAAAAAACGACCAGCAGCAGUGAAGAUCAAGUGGGUAGUACUGGCCCCGUCAAUGGCCAGGACACGGUUGAGAAUAAAGAACCCGAAAUAGUAAAACCUGGGAAGAAAGACGACAGCCAUUCCCCAAAGUCUGAGACGGAUAUCACUGAGAUAGUGGCGAUAAAAGACAAAGGACAAGGAGAGAAGGAAAGAAAAGAGGAGCAAGUGAAUGGAAAGAAAGACUCGGGCAAGGUUGGACCAAACGACACCAAGCUGAGGACCGUCAUCUCAGAGGAAAUGAACACAGUAGACAUAUUUGAACGGGGAAGGGCAAAGAACAACACAGUCACGGAUGGCAACAAUGACAUAAAGAAUCAUAAUAAUACGAGAGGUUUUCCAGAAAGGAAAAUCAUUCCCUCAAGAGUCAAUAUUACACAGUAUACCUUAUACAGAGCAGGGGGUGAGGAAGACGGAAAACCAAAGGAAAAACCUAUCAUUGAAGAAGAGAAAAAUCCCACUGAGAAACCAAAAGAGAAACUGGAUGUGGAUCAGGAAGAGAACGAGCAAUGGAAGGACAUAAACCAAAGUUUCACUGACAGGAUGUGCCCACCUCCCCCUCGUCUCUAUCAUGGCUAUCACAUCAUGGUGCCGGGGGCCAAACCUGAGACAGUCCAGUUCUUCUGUAAUCACUCCUACGCCCUGAGUGGAGACGCCCAGUGGAGAUGCCAGCCAAAUGGUACCUGGAGUGGCAAACAGCCGCUGUGUGUCAGAGCAUGCCGGGAGCCCAAAGUGUCAGAAUUAGUCAGACAACGAAUUCUUCCCCCUCAAGAGCCAUUCAGAAAGACACCAGUACACAAACUAUACUCCUCCGCACUGGGUCGGCAAAUCCAGUCAGAGGGCACCACCAAAAGUCCGCCAGUACCUUCCCAGUUGGCCCAAGGCUUCCAUCACCUUUACACACAUAUAGAAUAUGACUGUGUGUCUCCUUUCUACCACCACAAUGGCAGCCAGAGGCGGACAUGCCUGAAAACAGGCAAAUGGAGUGGGCGCCAUGUCUCAUGUUCACCAGUGUGUGGGAAGCAUCCAACCUUUAACCCUGAGAGGCCGGGAGAGGCUCACUGGCCUUGGCUGGCAGCCAUCUACCGCCGUACCACCAAUGGCGCCGGCACCAAGGUGACCAAGACAGACAGGAACUCAGGAUCUGUGAAGAAGGAUGGCGAUGCAAGAACUGGGAACCAUAUUCGGGAUUCUGACUGGCAGCUGGUGUGCAGUGGGGCUCUGGUGAACCAAAGGAGCGUUGUGGUUGCAGCACACUGCGUAACGGACCUGGGGAAGGUUUAUCCUCUGGAUGCAGGCAAAAUCAAGGUGGUGGUUGGGAAAUACUAUCGUGAUGAUGACAGGGAGAAUAAAGGUUCCCAACCCCUGAGGGUGGCCUCUGUCGUCGUUCACCCGAACUACGACCCCCAUAUUCUUGACUCGGACAUAGCCGUCAUUAAGUUAUUGGACAAGGCAAAAAUUGGAGAGAAAGUGUUGCCGCUCUGCUUAUCAGACAGUCAAAGUGAGGCGGAGAUCUCCGGACAAGGGCUUGUGACAGGCUGGUCCCCGCUUCCCGACUCGGGUUUAGGCGCUGACGAGAAGGCAAGAGUCGGACUUGUCCACCUCGCUGACAUUGUCCCAUGCGAGCAGCAAUAUGCCCGUAAUGGUGUGCCAAUCAGUGUUACGGAGAACAUGUUGUGUGCAAGCCAGAAGCCUGACUAUGGACCCUCGAACAUAUGUCCCUCUGACACCGGGGGGGUUCUUGUACUUCCUGCUCACACUGACAACGGCCGUAAUCCCUCUGUUGGCUUUAAUCAAGGGAGGAACAAAGGACUUUGGAGACUUCUGGGACUGGUUAGCUUUGGCUAUGACCAAGGAGAGUGUGAUCCUGCCCUCUAUACGGUCUACACACAUGUAGCAAAUUUCAAAGUGUGGAUAGAGAGUUGUAUGAAAUAGUACUGUGGGACUCAUACUAUUUAAAUGUACAUGGACAGUGGAUCCAUGUACAUACAAAGUAAAAGUUAAACACGGACCACUGUUACAAAGCCCCCGAUUUUCACAUUUCAUGUUUUUUCAUGACCAAUACAUACUAGUUUGGGUACAGGCUGCACAGUGUUCAAGUGGUUAACAUGCAGGCCUCACAGCUAGGAGACCCGAGUUCAAUUCCACCCUCGGCCAUCUCUGUGUGGAGUUUGCAUGUUCUCCCCGUGCAUGCGUGGGUUUCUUCCGGGUACUCCGGUUUCCUCCCACAUUCCAAAAACAUGCUAGGUUAAUUGGCGACUCCAAAUUGUCCAUAGGUAUGAAUGUGAGUGUGAAUGGUUGUUUGACUAUAUGUGCCCUGUGAUUGGCUGGCCACCAGUCCAGGGUGUACCCCGCCUCUUGCCCGAAGACAGCUGGGAUAGGCUCCAGCACCCCCAGCGACCCUCGUGAGGGUAAGCGGCAGAAAAUGAAUGAAUAAUAACAAGAAGCUACACGGUGAUUAAGUGGUUAGUAUGCAGGCUUCACAGCUAGGAGACCCGAGUUCGAUUCCAACCUCUGGCAUCUUUUGCAGAGUGGGUUUACUCCAUGUACUCCGGUUUCCUCCCACAUUCCAAAAACAUGCUAGGUUAAUCGGCGACUCCAAAUUGUCCAUAGGUAUGAAUAUGAGUGUGAAUGGUUGUUUGUCUAUAUGUGCCCUGUGAUUGGCUGGACACCAGUCCAGGGUGUACCCCGCCUUUUGCGCCGGAAUGAGGAAUGCGACCCUCAUGAGGAUAAGCGGUAGAAAAUGAAUGAAUAAUAACAAGAAGCUACACUGCGGUUAAGUGGUUAGUAUGCAGGCCUCACAGCUAGGAGACCCGAGUUCGAUUCCAACCUCUGGCAUCUUUUGCAGAGCGGGUUUACUCCAUGUACUCCGGUUUCCUACCACAUUCCAAGAACAUGCUAGGUUAAUCGGCGACUCCAAAUUGUCCAUAGGUAUGAAUGUGAGUGUGAAUGGUUGUUUGACUAUAUGUGCCCUGUGAUUGGCUGGCGACCAGUCCAGGGUGUACCCCGCCUCUCGAGCCGGAAUGAGGAAUGCGACCCUCGUGAGGAUAAGCGGUAGAAAAUGAAUGAAUAAUAACAAGAAGCUACACUGCGGUUAAGUGGUUAGUAUGCAGGCCUCACAGCUAGGAGACCCGAGUUCGAUUCCAACCUCUGGCAUCUUUUGCAGAGCGGGUUUACUCCAUGUACUCCGGUUUCCUACCACAUUCCAAGAACAUGCUAGGUUAAUCGGCGACUCCAAAUUGUCCAUAGGUAUGAAUGUGAGUGUGAAUGGUUGUUUGACUAUAUGUGCCCUGUGAUUGGCUGGCGACCAGUCCAGGGUGUACCCCGCCUCUCGAGCCGGAAUGAGGAAUGCGACCCUCGUGAGGAUAAGCGGUAGAAAAUGAAUGAAUGUUUUUUCAUCCAGUGUUGAGAUUUCACACUUUUUUGGCAUGCCUUGAACACACCAUUGCUGUGUACUGACUCAGAUUCCACCUGUUCAUUGAUCAUCUUACAUUAUCAUUCAUUAGAGGUAAGUACCUCUACAUUGUAUUCUUUAACUGUGUUGGAUUCAUAUUCAGGACUUAUACUUGGGUUGUGUCGCGAGUUAAUAACGGCAAUUGAAGCAAGAAGGGGAGGGCUCUGGAGCUGAAUAUUAUCCAAUAAUUAGUCACUUUUCUUGCAAAUGUUGAUCUAAAAUUAGAGGAGAACGCAAGCAAGCAGGCAUGCCGUAUGUCAUAAAUAGAAAUUUUUAUGGGCUUAUCAAUUGGUCAUGGUUUUUCGCCAUUCACAAAGUAGUCCUGCAAUGUAAACCCUGUAAAAAACAGGAAUCUACUGUAUCUUUAUGUUCUCUUUAGUUCAAUCUGGUCACCUUAUCAUCUCAUUUGUGUAAUGUCUUGCACAAGGGCAACACUGGACAACGCAGUGCUCUAAAAGAAAAGGACGCUCACACAUGAAAUGUGUGUAGCAUCAGUCUUUCAUCAGAUGACGUCUCGUCCCUCAAUUUGAGGUUACAGACUUGAAAAUGACCACCAAUGACCAUCCUCAGGUGAGGAUCUAUUGUACUGUAUAUACAGUAUGUUAUAAUGUACUGACUUUUAUAUUAACUAAUAUGACUAUGAAAGUGAUGUAGAUAUUGUAUUGAAAAACUGCAAAAACAGGAUGCUUUUUAAUUAAAAGGAGAGUUUGUGA